Messenger RNA from Telopea speciosissima, 2207 nucleotides. RefSeq names its product H/ACA ribonucleoprotein complex subunit 4-like. Gene Ontology annotation, molecular function: pseudouridine synthase activity; RNA binding. Gene Ontology annotation, cellular component: box H/ACA snoRNP complex. The record is from RefSeq and is a predicted model, not a curated record. Gene Ontology annotation, biological process: mRNA pseudouridine synthesis; snRNA pseudouridine synthesis; box H/ACA sno(s)RNA 3'-end processing. The transcript has a single exon. The coding region runs from base 151 to 1911 and encodes 586 amino acids. NCBI's taxonomy places the organism in Eukaryota, Viridiplantae, Streptophyta, Magnoliopsida, Proteales, Proteaceae.
UUCUCGCUCGCUCUCCCCAGAUAUAAAACGGAAAUAAACAGAGAGCCUGAGAGCGUUGUUGGUCCUAUUCCCAUCAACAACAGCCUUCACCAAAAACCCUAAAACUUCAGUCUUCACGAAAAUCCUGAGACAGCAGCAGCAGUGGUUGCAAUGUCUGAGAUUGAACACUCACGCUCAGAGAAGAAGAAGAAGAAGGAUCGUAGCAAUGAAAGAAACCCAGAUGACCAGGACGACUUCCUUAUUAAACCCCAGAGCUUUACCCCUUCCUUAGACACCUCCCAGUGGCCCAUCCUCCUUAAGAACUACGACCGCCUCAACGUCCGUACCGGUCACUACACUCCCCUCCCCUCUGGUUACUCUCCUCUGAAGCGCCCCCUCCAUGAGUACAUCAAGUACGGAAUCCUCAAUCUCGACAAACCUGCAAACCCAUCUUCUCACGAAGUCGUUGCAUGGAUCAAACGUAUACUUCAUGUAGAGAAGACGGGUCACAGCGGAACCCUCGAUCCCAAAGUGACCGGGAACCUCAUUGUCUGCAUCGAUCGUGCCACCCGCCUCGUAAAAUCGCAGCAGGGAGCUGGGAAAGAGUACGUUUGCAUUGCGAGGCUUCAUUCGGCGGUGCCUGAUGUCGCUAAGGUCGCCAGAGCGCUUGAAACGCUCACUGGAGCUGUAUUUCAGCGGCCUCCGCUCAUUUCAGCCGUCAAAAGGCAGCUCAGGAUUCGGACAAUUUAUGAAAGUAAGCUUCUUGAGUAUGACCCAGAUAAGCAUUUAGUAGUUUUUUGGAUUUCUUGCGAGGCAGGUACCUAUGUUCGGACGCUGUGUGUCCACUUGGGUCUGCUUUUGGGUGUUGGAGGGCAUAUGCAGGAGCUCCGGCGAGUACGGUCUGGGAUUUUGGGUGAGAAGGAUAACAUGGUUACAAUGCAUGAUGUAAUGGAUGCUCAAUGGGUUUAUGAAAAUUACAGAGAUGAGACUUAUCUGAGGAGGGUUAUAAUGCCCCUUGAAGUAGUGCUAACGAGUUACAAGAGGUUGGUGGUUAAGGAUUCUGCAGUGAAUGCUAUUUGUUAUGGUGCCAAAUUUAUGAUUCCUGGGUUGCUGAGGUUUGAGAAUGAUAUUGAGGUCGGCGAGGAGGUUGUAUUGAUGACCACCAAGGGAGAGGCAAUUGCUUUGGGUAUUGCAGAGAUGACCACUGCCGUGAUGGCUACUUGUGAUCAUGGUGUGGUUGCAAAGAUUAAGAGGGUGGUGAUGGAUAGGGACACAUAUCCAAGGAAAUGGGGUCUUGGUCCUAGGGCUUCGAUGAAGAAGAAGCUGAUUGCUAAUGGCAAGUUGGAUAAGCAUGGGAAACCUAAUGAGAAUACCCCCUCAGAGUGGCUAAGGAAUGUGGUUCUCCCAGCAGGAGGUGAUUCUAUGAUUGCAGGUCUUGCUGCUGCUGCUGAACCAGUUCCAGUGAAAGUGGAGACUGAAGUAGUUGUGGAGGAGAAGAAAAAAAAGAAGAAACAUAAGGACGGCCAAGAUGGUGAAGGACACAAGCGUAAAUUAGAGAACAGUGACAGCCCUGAUCCUAUUCCUACUAAGAAAGUAAAAGUUGAAGAUGUUGAAGAAGUUGUUGAAAAGGAAGAGAAGAGGGUGAAGUCGAAGAAAGUAGAAGAAGAAGAAGAGGAAGAGUUGGAAUCUUUUGAAGUUGACAAGAAGGAGAAGAAAAAGAAAAAGAAGUCUAAAGAGAAUGGUAGAGAUGGAUCCUCAGAUGAGGAGAAGUCUGACAAGAAGAGUAAGAAGAAGAAGAAGAAAAGCAAAGAGGAUGAGGGUAAUGAUGCCUCGGGAGUGCCUGGAAGCACAGCUGCGAGUGAUGAAGAUGGAAGUGAGAAGAAGAAGAAGAAGAAAAAGAAGAAGAAUAAAGAUGCAGAUGACCAGGAAUAGUUUAAAUGGAUCAAAGACUCUUCCUCUUUGAGAAGACACUCUUGAGUAUAUGUUUUCUAACAUCUCAAUUCAUCCUUAGUGGGUGAUAAGAAACUUUCGUAAUCCGUAUGUUAUGCAUGCAAAUCAUUUUUGUUUCUUUUAAGCUCUUCAUGAUGAUAGGUGUUUUCAGCUUAAAUAGUUCAAAUUGUGGGUCUUGCUUCUAAUGUUAUAUGUGAUUUGUUUCUGAAAAGGAACAUAUCUGUUAUUAUGAAAGAUCUAGAUUGUUAUGUAGGUUUUUACAUGAUGGAUAAUUGUUA